Molecule: messenger RNA, 456 nt
Organism: Lachancea lanzarotensis
Lineage: Eukaryota; Fungi; Ascomycota; Saccharomycetes; Saccharomycetales; Saccharomycetaceae
Gene: DAP1
Product: LALA0S01e04346g1_1
Exons: 1
Coding region: 1-456 (151 amino acids)
Cellular component (GO): endomembrane system; membrane
Source: RefSeq, a predicted model, not a curated record
AUGUCAUUCGUCAAGAAUUUACUAUUCGGAGGUGUCAAGACAAGUGAAGAUCCAACAGGCGUUACAGGCGAUUCUGAUUCGCCCAAGGACGGCAAAAACACCUCUGAGCCUAUUGUUGAGGGAACUUUUUACCCUAGAACCCUUUAUAAGUUUAACGGCCACGACCAUGAGAAGAUUUUUUUGGCUAUCAAGGGUAAAGUUUUCGACUGUACGCAGGGUAGACAGUUUUAUGGUCCUAGCGGACCUUACUCGAAUUUUGCGGGCCACGACGCAUCUCGUGGUCUUGCCACCAAUUCGUUUGAUUUAGAUACUCUUAGACACUGGGAUCAACCAAUGGACGAUCUUUCAGAUUUGGGAAAAGAGGACAUGGAAGCUCUUGAUGGCUGGUUGGAGCACUUCGAAAAGAAAUACCCGUGCAUUGGAAAACUGGUACCAGAGGCAGGCGUCAACAAUUGA